AUGGAGUUGAGCGCCGAGGCUUCCACCGAGAUUGUCUACAAGAUCAUCAUGAUCGGAUCCGGCGCUGUCGGCAAGACCAACCUCAUUGGCGUUGGUGCGCGCGGCUCCCAGUUCAGCGUCAUGAGUCCCGUGACGUUGAACCCCGAGUUUGCCACCGUCAAGGUCAAGCGACCCGACUGGAAGCCUGGCCAGGCCAACCAGUACAUCACAGCGCACCUCUGGGACACGGCCGGUCAAGAGCGGUACCAAGCCCUCUCGGCGUCCCACUACCGCCGCGUCAACGGCGCCAUUAUGGUCUACGACGUGACCAACAAACAGUCGUUCCGAGAGGUCUCCCCUGGUGUCUCCCACGCGACACUGUGCUGGCUACGGACCCUCAAGCAGCAUGCCGAUCCGGACCUUCUGGGCGCGAAAGGCGAGCCGCGCCCGCCUUCGUACGUGCAAGAAGCCGACGUCGACAAGCUCCUGCUCGACGUGGUCUACAAGGACCCUCCAACAGGCCUCGGCUGGCUCCACGAGGCGCCGCCUGCCGACGUGCAUGCUUACCGUGUCGCCAACGCCCUCAUGUUUGCGCGAUCGUCGGCCAUGACCAACGACUGCGAGCUCUUUGAGCUCAAUGAACGCAAAGCGGCCACGGUCCAUGAGAUGUUUCAACAGCAAAGCGAUGCGAUUGGCUACGAAAAGACGGACCACGUCACGAGCGUCACGCACGCCAUCGAAGCGCUUGUGUUGCGCAUCUACGAACGCUCCAAAGACAUGGAUGCGACCGGCUCCAAGGUGAAAGGCCGGCCGUUCAAGAUCGUGCCCAAACCCAAGCACGAGGAAGCGACGGAAGCGUGCUGCUAA
Molecule: messenger RNA, 846 nt
Organism: Saprolegnia parasitica CBS 223.65
Lineage: Eukaryota; Oomycota; Saprolegniomycetes; Saprolegniales; Saprolegniaceae
Exons: 6
Coding region: 1-846 (281 amino acids)
Cellular component (GO): endosome
Molecular function (GO): GTPase activity; GTP binding
Source: RefSeq, a predicted model, not a curated record